CAUCGACAUUUUUUCUUCAUACCGCGACUUGGCAGUUUCGGGGCGAUUGAAGCAAAUUGAUCCAAUUCUUUCCCAUUGUGUGAAAAGCAAAGCAAAUCAACUAGGAUACUUGGAUUUACUUGCCGAGUUGAGCCCCCAGAUUCUGUUUCUGGCGCCUCCUUCUACUCCGUACACUGACUGAUGAUACGCCGCGGAGACUGAAACGGAAAUUUUCCUCGCCUUCCUUCACCAGUCGGCGGCUUGGCUUUCUCUUCUCUUCCCACCUUGAUCGGCCCACACCUUGCCGUUCCCGACUUCACUCACAACACCACUGACUGUGCAUCGAACCUCAUUUACCUUCAACAGCGAAGACUGGCGACGUUCUCACUCCCCUCAGCCAAGUCAAGAACAGAAACCACGGAGCAGGAUGGAGAACACAGCCUCUCAGAUCGACGAGUCCGAGCAACGCGCAGCGAAGCGCCUUAAGGUGGACGACUCCGCGCAGCCUGCCGAGUUGCCCGCCGCUGAGGAGCAGCGUGCUGCCAUUGACGAGGCUUACAAGCAAGUGGAGCCCGUCCCUGCCAGCGGCAACGCUGGUGAGAAGGCCGAUGCUCAGAUGAGCGAUGCCCCUGCCAUGGAGACGAAGCCAGCCGAUGAUGGCCCUAGUGCUGUCCAUACCGGUGAUGCGCCUGCACAACCGAAGAAGGACGACAGAGAUGUGAGACGUGGCCAGGCUCCUAUCAAGGCCGAGUUUCUGGUGUACAGAGAAGGCCAGGCGAAGGAGCAGGAUGACAUCGCCGACGAUGAUGCGGCCGAGGGUCGCGAUCAGGGCAAUGGCAGAGAUUCUCGCGACAGCCGCGAUACUCGAGACAGCCGUGACAAGCGCGACAAGAAGAAACGUGAGAAGGGCCAGAACAAGGAGCGCAGCUUCGGUCAUUUCGACGACGCCCUUCGCCUCUGCAACAGCCGUGCCUACACCCCCGAGUUCUCUCCUCGCGACUGCAAGUUCGGCGACAGGUGCAACAUGCUUCACGACCUGCGCAAGUAUCUCAAGGAGGGCCGUCGUGAGGACCUCGACACCUUUGAGGGCAAGUGCCCCAUCUUCGAGAAGCUGGGCACCUGCCCCUCCGGCUGGAAGUGCCGCUUCGUCAAGAGCCACAUGAGGGAAGUCGAUCACGAGGACGGCCGCAAGGAGCUGAUCCUUGUCGAUGAGCCCAAGGAUGCCAAGUCGGGCGGCGAGGCCCCCGCAGACGCCGGGCGCGAGGAUCUCAGGCCAGGUGUCUACAACAAUACGGAAAACCAGCUCAAGAUUGAUCUCAGCCGCAAGCGCGUUGACUUUACCGAGACGGACAAGUACAUCACCUGGAUGAACAAGGAGGCAAGACUGGGCGACGAGUUUCACCAGCGCCGCAAGGACCAAAUGACUAGCACCCAUGAGGACCUGCGUGCCCAGUUUGUCGACCCGCCCCUGAAGCCGUCCGAGAAGCGUAAGCUGUACUUUGGCAAGGAGACGCCCGCACUCGCCCCGCUGACCACCCAGGGCAACUUGCCCUUCCGCCGCCUCUGCGUCGACCUCGGCGCGCAGCUGACCUACUCGGAGAUGGCUCUGGGCUUGCCCCUGGUGCAGGGAGUAAAGAACGAUUGGGCGCUGAUGAAGGCCCACGAGAGCGAGAUCAGCCCGCCCAAGGUCAACCCGGACAGCAGCAGCAUUGUCCAGGGCUACGAAAACUCCCGUGAUCUCAAGUUCGGUGCGCAGAUCUCGGGCAGCCAGGCCUGGCACUGCGUCAAGUCGGCCGAUCUUCUCAACCGCUACGUCCCCCACUUGCGUCUCAUCGACCUCAACUGCGGCUGCCCCAUCGACAUGGUCUUCAAGGCCGGCGGCGGCUCCGCCCUCCUCGAGGCCCACGGCAAGCUCGAGCGUAUGGUCCGCGGAAUGAACACCGUGUCGGGCGAGAUCCCCAUCACGGUCAAGCUCCGUACGGGCGUCCGGCAGAACCGCCCGACGGCGACCACCAUCCUCGGCAAGCUCGCCUUCGGCUCUCGCGAGAACCGCGACCGCCUCGGCGCCCCUGGCUGCGCCGCCAUCACCCUUCAUGGCCGCAGCAGGGAGCAGCGGUACACCAAGAAGGCCGACUGGGGCUACAUCGCCGAGUGCGCUGCCAUGAUCAAGUCGUACAACGAGCAAAAGGACGAGAUCACCGACACGGUGCGCGAGCCCGACGAGUCGACGCUCCCCAACGCAAAAGACGGCCGCAUGUUCUUCCUCGGCAACGGCGACUGCUACUCGCAUGUUGAGUACUACGAGCACAUUGACAAGGCCAAGGUCGACACCGUCAUGGUCGGUCGUGGCGCCCUAGUCAAGCCCUGGCUGUUCGAAGAGAUAGAAAAGGGUCAGUACCUCGACAAGUCGGCGACGGAGCGCCUCGCCUACGUCGAGAAGUUCUGCCGCUUCGGCAUGGAGGCCUGGGGUACCGACGAGCUCGGUAUCGGUUUCACGCGCCGCUUCUUGCUCGAGUGGCUCAGCUUCGCGCACCGCUACGUGCCCCUCGGCCUGCUCGAACACCUUCCGCCCGACCUCAACGACCGCCCGCCCGCGUACCACGGCCGCAAUGACCUCGAGACGCUCCUUGCCAGCAAGAACUAUCGUGACUGGAUCAAGAUCAGCGAGAUGUACCUGGGCCCGGCUCAUCCCAACUUCAACUUCCAGCCCAAGCACAAGUCUCACGCCUACGAGGCGGAGGGCUAGGUUGAUGGUCCAUGGGUUGGCGGCGUGCUGCUUCUUGAUGCAGACUAGGGAUCGUGGACGUGGAAAGGGACUCUUGCCAUCACUGGCUUCUCUUUCUCAUUCUUCUUAUGGGAAAUGCCAUGUGUGGCUGUAACUAGAUCCCUUGAGAUGACCGACUGCUCAAGAUUGAGCGAGGACGUCACAUCAGACGUGCGAUCAGAAGCUGAUGUACACAGAUAUGCGGUGACCAUUCCCGAUGACCCGUACCACCUGUCGUUGAGCCCGGGACUCGAAACACGACCAUGCCAACACCAUCCUCAUCCCACACAUUGCAUUUCUCCCCAACAUUUCAAGAGCCACGCGCUGCCCUCAACUCAGACACCGCCCACCAGGGCGAUGUAUAAAUCGCCAUCCGAAAGGUCUAGCCUCCUCUCAAUUGUAAAGAUCCGAGAAAUCCCAUUAUGAGAAGAAAUGGGUGUCUAGCGGUGUGGUGACGAUGACAUUUGACACGCACGAGGAGCUCGUGCACUUUUGAUCUAGUUGUUACUGGGUUCUGAGAGAAACUCGGGAGGACUUGACCGGUCCGGCUUCUUGUGGUCAAGGUUUCGUAGAGUGUUGGUCACGAAGACACGCUACGCGGCAACAUCGAGACAAGACCGUAAAGAAGGAAUAGCGAGAGAAGCCAUCCGAUCUUUCAUAUCAGUCUAAAUUUUUCGGGAGUUAUGAGACCGGCCAACCAUUCUUCCCCGUAGAAGACAGUGAAUCCUUCUAUCACUGUGUGCCUUAUUGUCGAGGAAGCCGAGGCCUUGGCGCUCCAUUCCAGUCUAGGCAGCUUUCUCCGUAAGAGACUGACUCUCCCAGCACAACCGACCGAUGCCGUUCCGUAUCUCAUCCCUCGCAGACUUUGGUCUCUGGACAACUUAUGGAAACGGAAAGCACCACCGUCUCCGAUAGGAGACUGGCAGAGAAGAGGUGACGUUGGUCAGCGAGGCGGUUGAUGUAGCCUCUGCGGUGGUCAUGAUACGGGAGGGGCGGCUGUUGGUGGUGGCCAGGACGAGGAAGAGGACUAUAACCAUGGAAGCAGUUCCACCCGUUGCCAGAAUGAUUGUCGUAAUGCUGCAACGUCUCCUAUUGAACCAUCUUAUUCUCUAUACCGUUGGG
Molecule: messenger RNA, 3865 nt
Organism: Colletotrichum destructivum
Lineage: Eukaryota; Fungi; Ascomycota; Sordariomycetes; Glomerellales; Glomerellaceae
Product: Putative aldolase-type TIM barrel, tRNA-dihydrouridine synthase, DUS-like, FMN-binding protein
Exons: 4
Coding region: 407-2725 (772 amino acids)
Biological process (GO): tRNA processing
Molecular function (GO): tRNA dihydrouridine synthase activity; flavin adenine dinucleotide binding; RNA binding
Source: RefSeq, a predicted model, not a curated record